Girardinichthys multiradiatus is the source of this 2920-nucleotide messenger RNA. RefSeq names its product zinc finger protein Pegasus-like. The transcript has 3 exons. The record is from RefSeq and is a predicted model, not a curated record. NCBI's taxonomy places the organism in Eukaryota, Metazoa, Chordata, Actinopteri, Cyprinodontiformes, Goodeidae. Bases 202 to 1473 code for a protein of 423 amino acids.
CAUGAGCUUCAUUUCCUUGUGCGGACUGAGCUUCAAGUCGAAACGUGAAAUGGGAACCCAGAUGAAGAUGGUUUAAACCUGAGUUUAAUAGAAUGUCUUCAGAGAGAUGAAGAAAUAGCAAUGGCAUGUUAGCAAUGAUGCUAACAGAUAACUACUGGAGAGAAGAUCAGCUGCGACACGACUCUCUCUAGACAUCUUUUGAUGUUCUUUCAGGUUCAGCAGAGAGAACAAAACAUGGAGGAGAUAAAGACUGAGCCUGUGGAUUUCGUGAAAGAGUUUCAAGAAUACCUAACCCAGCAAACUCAACAUGUCAACAUGAUCUCGGGCUCUGUUUGUGUUGAAAAGGAGACAACGGAGCACUUUCAAGCCGUUGCCCCCAGAUGUGAGCAGAAUGUCCUGCACCCUCCUUCUGUGGAGGUGAGCCUGCCUGUGGAGGAUGGAUCAGAUAUACAAGUGGAGGGUCUGGAGAGAACCUGCGAUGGGAAAUACAAGUGUAGCUACUGCAACUAUGCUAACAAGGGCAUGGCUCGUUUAAUAGAGCACAUCCGCAUCCACACAGGCGAAAAACCGCACCGCUGCCAGCUGUGCCCAUUUGCUUCUGCAUACGAGCGCCACUUGGAAGCACACAUGCGCUCCCACACAGGAGAGAAGCCAUACAAGUGUGACCUCUGCGCCUUCCGAUGCAGCGACCGCAGCAACCUAUCACACCACCGCCGCCGCCGCCACAAGCUCCUGCCCACCAGGGCGGUCCGUUCAUCUUUCUCCAACAAAAGGAUGCUGAGCGCUUUGCAAAAGAGGACAGGGUCGCUGGGCUUCGGCCGCCGGCUUCUGAUCAACCUUAACCCUCCGUCAGUUGUCAUGCCCAGGUCUGACUAUUUUAACGAAUUUUCACACAAAAUCCACCAGUUGAACAGCAGCGAAUACAAAACCCCUCCUAAGGUAGACAAGAACGAGAGCCAAAACAGAAGUGAAAAUGGUUUUAGAAACUCACUGGAUCAGCUUUCCACUUAUGCAGGUCAGUUGACCAACCCUCACCCUGAGUCUCAAAGUCCUGUGUCCCCAGACAGGCAGUCCUUAGAAGAUGAGAAACCGAUCCUUGUGGGACAGGUUGCAGUGUGCUCCAACGGCGUGCAAACAUCUCCACCCAAAGAGGAGUCUUCCACCUCAGGUCACAAAAGCUGCAGUCCUGGGUCUGGCUGUGGCAUGGAGACAAACAUCAACACUUUCAGUGGAAGUGUUAGCAACAGCCAGGCGAGCACACCAGCUCCUGCUGCAAAUGCUCCAAAUGAAGAAGACCAAAACUUCUUACACAGAUGCCAGCAUUGUGAUAUUCACUUUUCUGAUAACAUAAUAUAUACCAUUCACAUGGGCUGCCAUGGCUAUGAACAUCCAUUCCAGUGCAACAUCUGUGGUCAUAUGUGCAUGGACAAAUACAAUUUUGCAUGCCAUUUUGCCCGUGGACAACAUAAGUGAUAUAAGUACUCAGGCAUCUAAAUUGGAAAAAAAUAACGAUUUCUUCCUGAACUAUUUAUCCCUUGAGCUUAUGAUUUGUCACAUUAAAACCACAAACCUCAAUGCAUUUCUUUUUUUAUGAGAUAAACCAACACAAUGUGGUGCAUCAGUCUGAAGUGGAAGGCAAAUAGUACAUUGUUUAAACCCCGUUUUAUUUGAUACAACUAAACAAACUGCAGUGCAACCAAUUACCUUCAGUGGAUAGACAGCACUGUUGAUUCUGUUAGCCGAAAAUGGAAAGAGUACGGCACAACUGUCCACCUACACUGACAGGCCAAGUAGCUCUGGAGGAGCUGCAGGCAUAUACAGCUCAGGUUGAAAUGACAACGAUUAUAAUGCAAAACACACCUAUCCAAUAGUGAAACAUGGUGGUGGUAGAUAAUGCUAUGGGGAGGCUUUUCUUCAGCAGGAACAGAGAAAAUUGGUGAUAGUUGAUGGGAAGAUGGAUUAAGCUAAAUAGCUGGCAAUUUGUUAGAGGGCGCAGAUGACUUGAAUCUGCAGCAGAGGUUUACCUUCCAGCAAGACAAUGACCCUAAACAUACAGUCAGAGCUAAAAGGUUUACAUCAGAGCAUAUUUAUGUAUUAGAAUGGCCUAGUCAACUUCCAGACAUAACUUCAAUUGAGAAUCUGUGGAAAGACUGAUGUUGACAGAUGUUUUCAAUCCAGUCUGACUGAGCUUGAGCUGUUUUGCAAAGAUUGGUUUAAAAAUAAAAAAAGUCAGUUAGCAGAUGUGCAAAGCUGGCAGAGCCCAAAUGUAAAGGACCUGCAGCUAUAAGUGCAGCAACAGAUGGUUCUCAGUGUAAAGACUCAGGGGGAGGGUGAAUGAAAAUGUCACAUUUUUCAGAUUAAUUAUUUUAAAAAGUCAAAAAACAUGUUAUUUUUCUUCCACUUCACAUUUAUGGAUUGUUGUGUUGAUCUGUCACAUAAAAAAAACUAACUUCAAUACUUUGAAGUUUGCAGUUGCAGUGUCAAAAGGUCCAAGGAGUAUGGAUAGAUAAGCAAGGCACUGCAGGGUGUUAAAGCAAAGCAAAACUUGUUCAUCCAACUCUGAAAGUUUCUGGUCUGUGCAUAUUAUGUUAGCAAUAAGCAUACAGGGUCAUUAUAAAGCACAUGGUACUCAUUUGUGGUCCUGGUUUAAAGACUCAGGAUCUGUAACGUUACAUUACUCAGGAGACUUUUCAAAGGACCUGUCGGCUUUCACAGUAAAACCUAGAAGUGAGCUCUUUUAAGCACUAAGAAAUACACUGUCUGGCCAAAAAGCAGCCACCACCAAAAAAGGUCACACUAAUAUUUUGUUGGACUGCCUUUAGCUUUGAUUACGGCAUGCAUUCACUGUGGCAUUGUUUCGAUAAGCUUCUGCAAUGUCACAAGAUUUAUUUCCACCCAGUGUUGCAUUAAUUUUUCACCA